CGAUAUAUCACGGCCCCCUCUGCCCAGGUAUGUAUAGGUACGUUAUGUAGAUUACGCGAAGGCGUAUAUAGGGCAUUGUCAUCACGAGCCGUGCAUAAUGCAGGUAUACAAACAUACCUUAACGAAAAAGAUCGAUACCUUAAAGCGCCGAGCGAGCUGAACCAUGACUCGACUGACCUGAGCGUGUAUGGGUGUAUGCGACGAUCGCGAGUUCCUAAGAAGCUUGAUAGUCAGCCAGUUCUAGUCGGGGUACGUCUUUAGGAUACGACACCAAAAUACGUAAUACUACGGAUGGACCACGCCCUCCAGCUGCCUGGGGAAUCGGGGUAGGGUAACAGGGAGGAGUCUACGACACAUUGGGUGGUGUUCGAUUAAAACAUAACCACCACGUCUCGCCUGGCAUACAUACCAUACAACUUUAAAAGGAAUUUAUCGACGUAAACCGAACAUCUGAAAUCCAGCAUGUCGAACCUGAACGACCCACUGCAGUGUGGACUGUGUUUAAAACGCCACAGAGAUCCCAGGAUUCUGACUUGCUUUCACAGUUUCUGUCGGGAAUGUAUAGAAAAACUGAUAUCUACCAAGAAAUACAAAUUGACUCUCCCCUGCCCCCUGUGUCAAACGGAAAUAGGAAUUCCGAAGGCUGGAACUAAGGCUUAUCCGGAGAACUUUUACAUCCGGGCCAUUCAGGCAACUGCCGCGUUCUCGACUAUCUCCACGUGUGACACGUGUGAUAAAACUAAGGAAGAGAGCGCGAGCUCGAGGUGUUUAGAAUGCGAGUGUAACUACUGUAGCGCGUGCACAGGCCGCCAUUUUGAAUCCGACACAACAAAAGAGCACCAUCUCAUAGAGCUGUGCAAAACGGAAAACAAGACGAUCACGAAUUUGACUCAUAAAUCGUUUUGUGAAAAACAUAAAAAUGAAGAGACAAAAUUUUACUGUAUGCUUUGCGAGAUGCCGGUUUGUAAAGAGUGUGUAUCGAAAGUGUCGGAUCACAAGGGGCACCGAUACAAGAGCAUCGGCGAUGGUGCCAAGGAAAAGAAAGACAUUAUAUCUCCCAUUAUCAAAAGUAUGCAUGAGUAUUUGCCAGUUCUUGAGGAAUAUCUAGAGGAAGUUAAAUCGUCUAAGAAGAUGCUCGGCGAUUAUUCUUCAGAUAGCAUCAAGGAAAUCAAAGCACGAUGUCAGAUGCUGCAUGACGAGAUAGAAAAGAUUAGUAAGACGUUGGAAGAACAGGUUCAGAAGAGCGAAGACAAAGAGAACCAGCGACUGGACAAACACAUCAGCCUGAUAGAGAGACUCCUGAAAUCUCUGUCAUACACGACAAGUUCGUCGGAGGAUAUCACCAGUCUCGCCAGCGACAGCGAGUUUGUCAUGAUCUGCGCGAAACUACAGAACCGAUUCAAGAGGAUAAACCAAGAAGUCCCCUCUUCCGGUCUCAUCUGCUGUGAAAGCAGCAACUUCCAUCCCGGUGAUAUGGAGGGCAAGAAUUUGUAUGAAAUGAUAGGGUAUUGUGAUGAAAGCGACGUCAAAAUGCCUCUGCUGCCAAUUCCAUGGGGUCUCCGAAUGGCCUUGACCUUUGAUGUGACACUUAUGUACAGUUUUAAGGUGUCUGACACCAUGGAUACGAUUCACGCAAUUGCGCCCGUGUCUGAAAAGGAGGCGUGGAUAUGUUGUGGGUGGGGGACCACCAAGAUGGAGCUAUGGACUAGGGAGGGGGAAAAGAAGAACACGGUAACCUUACCAGUACAAGUCGACGACAUCUGUGUAAAGCCUAAUGGCGAAAUUCUAGUGUCCAGUUACGACGGGAAGAAGAUUGUCAAACUGGACAAUGACCUCAAACCGACCGACUUUGUACAGCUGAACUGGUAUCCAGGCGGAAUGACAUACUCAAGUAAGAGGAAGGAGCUACUGGUGUGUGCAGUGGAUAGUUACGUCACAACACGUUCCAAAACGUCUCGUCGCAUGGUGAUUCGUAUAAAGGAAGAUGGUACGGUGCUGGACCAGAUAGAAGAUAACGGCUUCAAUGAAGUGUUCUGCGCCCCCUACCGGCUUUACGAGAAUAUGAUAGGGGACAUUUGUGUGACAGAUCGCGAGGAGACCAAUGUCAGGGUCACGAGUCUGACAAUGGACGGCGUCGUCAAACAGACAUACACGGGCCCUAAGGAGGUCGUCAUGAAGAAAGAUUUCAAUCCGUUCGGCGUCGUAUCGGACAAAUACGGUCACGUUAUCGUGUCGGACUGGAGUAACCACGCAGUACAUCUGUUAGACAUAAGUGGUCAGUUCAUUGGCUUUUUACUCACAGAGAAAAACGGAAUUCGUGGACCGAACGCGCUCGCUCUAGACAAGGAAGGAUAUCUUUGGGUAGGCGAUACAAAAUCGACAGUUUGGAUAUUCCAGUAUCGAAGGAAGGCUGAUGACCAUGGUUCGUCCAACUCCUCAGCCUAACUCUUAGUGCAAUAUAUUGUGUGAGUGACAUGGCGGUGCUGCGCAUUAUACACGAGUUUCGUGGUCAUCACACGUUCAUUGGUUGUGAAGAAGCCCGUGUGCAAUUUAUACUGUUAUAUACAUUCAAAGUAGGGUGUGGCUUUAUUUUUCUGAUGAACGAUUGUUUGGGUUUGAAUCUUGAACGUGCUAUGUAUGGAUAUAUAACGUUACACCAAACUCGUCAUAAAUUGAAACGGCAAUAGACGAGUAUUACACACAAGCAUGACGCUAUAGUUCGCUGACAUUUACAACGGAUUUUUUUUUAUUAAAUUUGUAAUGCUAUAAAGGUAUGAUUUUAUAUCAAGGUCAUAGUAUGAAUUCGACCAUGGAGAAGUAUUGAAUGCGGUAACACUUCUCUCUUACAGCUGGGUAUAUAGUUCAAGUACAUGGUAGCUAAGAAAAAUAUGAGAGAUUUUAUCUUUGUUAUUAUGCUAAUGUAUAUAUACGAAAAAUACGAAUUUCUAAGGACCUAAAUCGUACAUUGGGUCUGUUAAACGGUCUAUUGUCUUAAUCUUUACUCCAAAUUCCUGAUAACAUCAUAACAUUAUGUGAUAUUGCUAUAGGCGAACAAUGCUUUCCUUACCCAGAUUUGUAUGUGUACUUUGUAGCGUACGGUGUGCAAAGUUUCAUCAACUUGAUAAAAUAUUGAAUUAUAAAAAAUCUUCUGAAAUAUAUUUAAAUUACUUCUAAUGUGUCAUAGUUUUGAUAAAGUUGUAGAGUCAUAAACCAUGUAUUUUUCAAAUAUCAAUUCAACACUUUUGACAAAUAUUUUGCAUUAUAAUAAUUUUCUGCUAAAUCAUCGUUAAGUUGACCAGACUUUGACCAAAUUGUCCUGGUUUUUAAACCGUUUGUAAUUAGGAAUGUAACUAACGGGUCUAAUCGGUAACCGAUACGACAUCCUGUUUAAGAACCAUUGAUGAUUGGAACUGAAUAGAUGUGAGAACAGGAUUGAAAUAGAAUUCAAUAAUCUAUAUCAGUGUAAUUUUAAAUGAACUGAGAGGUAGUUUUAAUUGAUUUUACCACAGGGGCUCGUUACUUACAAAUGUCUUAAAUACACAUAUGCUAUACAUGUACUGAUGUGUAGGUGUACUGUGACCCUUAUCAGUAUAGCAUAAUUAUGUGUAUGAUUUGUAACGAACCCCGGUGGUUGGACGGAUAUGACGAAGGAUGGUCAUUGAGGUCCCGGUUCAACCUCACUUCCGGUUCGACCGGUUUCCUGUUCCUACUAUGAGAUGAAUGCUGCUGUUAACAUACCUGUUUGUUAUAUCAAUAUAACCUAUAUAUACGAUUAAAGAGAGUAUUCAAUGAAGUAGUCCAAAUAUCUAUUUCCGCUUUGAUGCUCAUGGACGAUUUUGCUUUUCGAUUUUUGUGUGAUGCUCUAUAUAUACUAAAAUUGUUCCUAUAUUGAUUUUAUGUAUGAAGUGUGUGUCGUAUUUAUACAUUACGGUGAAAGUUGGGAGUCGAACAGUGUUCAUUAAAA
Molecule: messenger RNA, 3964 nt
Organism: Mizuhopecten yessoensis (Yesso scallop)
Lineage: Eukaryota; Metazoa; Mollusca; Bivalvia; Pectinida; Pectinidae
Product: E3 ubiquitin-protein ligase TRIM71-like
Exons: 2
Coding region: 463-2445 (660 amino acids)
Molecular function (GO): zinc ion binding
Source: RefSeq, a predicted model, not a curated record